Molecule: messenger RNA, 2455 nt
Organism: Chironomus riparius
Lineage: Eukaryota; Metazoa; Arthropoda; Insecta; Diptera; Chironomidae
Source: the annotation of a GenBank genome assembly
AAAAACAACAAAUUUAAAUUUUGCUAUUUAAUCAAUUAAAACUCUUAAAAUACGCAUAAAAAACAUCAAAUAACAAGAUAUAUACAGACAGUAAUCAUUAAAUGAAAAAUGGACAUAAACUUAAAAACAAUUGGAGUUACAAUAUCGAACGAUGACAUCGUCUAUCCAUUUAAUCUCCAAGCUUGGGAUGAUCUCUUAAUACAGCGUAUGAAGUUCUCGUGUGAAGUAUUUUCUUAUAAUCAUGACAAUAUAACACCGACAAACAUACAGUUGUCAAGCACAAAAACUAAAAAGCCGACUGAAUAUCCACAACUUAACAUCAAUAAGACCAAAGUUUAUGACAAUGCUGAUCAUAAUGAGAAGAACUUCAUUAUGCUGCAUCCUUAUAUACUUCCUGACUGUACAUUAAAGAAUACACAUUAUUUGAAAAGUGAAAUGUCUCCUUUUUCUGAGAAGACUGGUUAUAUUUUGGCAUGUUUAACUACAUCAGGAAUGAUUGAACUAUACAACUACAAUAUUGAUACCUGCGAAUUAAAAAAUAUUGAUGUUAAUUUCUCUGAAUUGAGAAAGAAUUCACUGAAAGUUCCAACAAAGGAAAUCGUUAAACUGGAUGUGCUUCGUAAAACGCUUAAUCAAGUAACUUUUAGCAAUUUUGAAUGGUGUGCGAUUCCUUACGAAGACUUUAAACUGCUUAUUUGCACAACUAAGAGUGAUGACUUGAUAAUUUAUCACAUCCAGGACGAUACAGUCGUUGAAAUAAAGUCAACAAAAAUUGAAGGAAUCAACAGGAACAAAAUGAAAUGGAUGGACAUGAAUGAUCAGCAUUACAUUGCUUUUAGCACCGAUAAAGGAGAUUUAGUGCGAUAUUCAGUAGAACUUGAAGAUGAUGGAACCGUAAAUGAUAUUAAGAAAGUCGGUACGAUUGAUGGAAAGCUGAAAAUGCCAAUAAAUUUCAUGGGAAUUGACUAUCAUGAAACAUCGACGAUAUUGUUCUGCUUUAAAGGACAUACACUUGAAAUCUUCCACUUACAAGAAGACAAAGUAGAGCUUGUAUGCAGCAAAUAUGUAGACAUGUCAAUAACUGGAUUUACUCUCUGCGAUAAUCUUGAAUACAUGCUUUGUACUCUCAAUUCAAGAGUAUAUUACAUAAAAUUGAGUAUCGAGAAUGGUCGAAUGCUGUUAAGUACCUUCAGCAAACUUGGUUUCGAUUCCUUGAUGGAUGAUUUGGACAUAGCUAGCAAUUAUUCGUUUUAUGGCAUCGGUGCUUCUAAGAACAAUGUUUUGAUCUAUCUAUCGUGCUAUCCGCAGAAUGCUUACGAUCAUCUCAUCAAUAAACAACCGAAUCACAUUUCAAUAAAUUUAUUCACAAAACAUGAUCCAGUACAAAUAAUCUUAAACAAUCCAACAUUAAGAAUGACUGACUAUAUAGACUGCAUUGAGGCUAUACGAUUCAUAGGAUCAAAUAAGUUAGAGACGCUUGGUGUUUUGGAACAAAUGGAUUAUGACAUUGCUAUAACUUACAAGUUCCUUUAUUACCUUAAAAUACAACUGCUGCUGAUUAAUAUUAAGCUGAUUUAUUACCAAAUGAAAUCCAGGAACAUAUUCGACAUUAUUGAUCAGUCAAAGGUAUCAAUUGGCGAACUUAUUCGUGUCAUAAAUACACAAUUGCUGCUUAAUGUCAUGUUUAAAUCAAAGACAAUGACCGAUGUCCACUAUAGAGUCAUAAAAAGCCUCAAGAAGCUUAUCAUCAAAUAUUGCAAUUCAGUACAGGACAAGGAACCUUUCAAUACUGCCUUAGAGACACUGAAACCACAACUUAAUGAGACAUUAAAAGUUUGUAAUGAAAAAUUGAAAGGAAAGAAAGUUCAGGCUGAGCUGUGCUGCUUCUGUUUUGAGGAACUAAAUGAUAAUCAAUUAGAAUGCAGUUCCGGACAUAAAUUGAAGCGUUGUGCUACAACCAAUUUGCCUGUGUCACUUGAUUGCACAAACUUUUGUAAGCAAUGUCGGGAAAGCUUUACGUCUUUAGAGAUUUUGUCAUUAAUCAUUGAGGAUCCAUCGAAAUUUGAUAUAUUUUUAUGUCCAUUGUGUGACUUGAAGUUUGUACUGAAUGAAUAAUAAAGGAACUUAUUCAUUGGACAUGAUAACUUUUCUUAACAUUUUAGCUGUGCUGUUCUUUAAAUUGAAUGAUAAAGUCGCAAUAUAUUCAUCGUCCGUAUAGUCCAUGCCAAGUGCUUUGUUGUGUAGGAUAUGGAUGUAGUUCUUGGCUAGCUUUAAUGUCUCAAUUUUCGGUAAAUGCUGGAACUCGCUUGAUCCAUUCAAUAUUGAAGUCUGCAGCACACUUCUAAGAUAUAUUAAUGCUUUAUUGAUGGCCAACAUCCUUACACGCUCACGUUGUGCCUUGAAAAACUUUUUGUCACCUUUCCUUUUUGUUAGCCUCAUGACUUGAUUAAUGCUU